AUGUUGAUUCAACUAUGUCCAGGUAACAUUGCAAGAAGAGGAAGAGCAACUCAGUCUUCCAUAUUUGAGAUUGCUGUCGCUGGAAGGGCCAUUGAUGGAAAUGGUGCUAGCAACUGGAGACAGGGAUCCUGUACCCACACACGCAAAGAUUUCAAUCCAUGGUGGAGACUGGACCUCCUAAAGUCGUAUAAAGUCAGUACAGUCACCAUCACCAACAGACAAGAUUGUUGUCCAGAAAGGCUUAAUGGAGCUGAGAUCCGCAUUGGAAAUUCUCUCAAUGCCAAUGGCAAUGCUAAUCCCAGAUGCGCUAUGGUCAGAUCUAUCAAAGGUGGUGCCUCCAAAACAUUUCAGUGUUAUGGAAUGGUAGGGCGUUAUGUGAACAUUGUGAUUCCAGGAAGACAAGAAUAUCUGACACUGUGUGAGGUGGAAGUUUACGGUGUACCUUCAACUGGUACGAAUAUUGCCAGGGGUGGAAAAGUGACUCAGUCUACACUGUAUGGGAAAGCUGUGCCUGAAAGGGCCAUUGAUGGAAAUCGUGCUAGCAACUGGGGACAAGGAUCCUGUACCCACACACAGAAGAAUCUCAAACCAUGGUGGAGACUGGACCUCCAGAAGUCGUAUACAAUCCACACUGUCACCAUCACCAAUAGAAAGGAUUGUUGCCAAAAUAGGAUUAAUGGAGCUGAGAUCCGCAUUGGAAAUUCUCUCAGCGACAACGGCAACGCAAAUCCCAGAUGCACUGUGAUCUCAUCUAUCCCAGCUGGUAACACCAAAACAUUUCAGUGUAACGGAAUGGUAGGCCGUUAUGUGAACAUUGUGAUUCCAGGAAGAAAAGAGUAUCUGACACUGUGUGAGGUGGAAGUUUAUGGCGAACCUUCAGCUGGUACGAAUAUUGCCAGAGGUGGAAAAGUGACUCAGUCUACACUGUAUGGGAAAGCUGUGCCUGAAAGGGCCAUUGAUGGAAAUCGUGCUAGCAACUGGGGACAGGCAUCCUGUUCCGCCACAAUGAAUAAUCCCAAACCAUGGUGGAGACUGGACCUCCUGAGGUCGUAUAAAAUCAACACUAUCACAAUCACCAACAGAAGAGAUUGUUGCCCCAAUAGAAUCAAUGGUGCUGAGAUCCGCAUUGGAAAUUCUCUCAGCGACAACGGCAACGCAAAUCCCAGAUGCACUGUGAUCUCAUCUAUCCCAGCUGGUAACACCAAAACAUUUCAGUGUAACGGAAUGGUAGGCCGUUAUGUGAACAUUGUGAUUCCAGGAAGAAAAGAGUAUCUGACACUGUGUGAGGUGGAAGUUUAUGGCGAACCUUCAGCUGGUACGAAUAUUGCCAGGGGUGGAAAAGUGACUCAGUCUACACUGUAUGGGAAAGCUGUGCCUGAAAGGGCCAUUGAUGGAAAUCGUGCUAGCAACUGGGGACAAGGAUCCUGUACCCACACACAGAAGAAUCUCAAACCAUGGUGGAGACUGGACCUCCAGAAGUCGUAUAAAAUCCACACUGUCACCAUCACCAAUAGAAAGGAUUGUUGCCAAAAUAGGAUUAAUGGAGCUGAGAUCCGCAUUGGAAAUUCUCUCAGCGACAACGGCAAUGCAAAUCCCAGAUGCACUGUGAUCUCAUCUAUCCCAGCUGGUAACACCAAAACAUUUCAGUGUAACGGAAUGGUAGGCCGUUAUGUGAACAUUGUGAUUCCAGGAAGAAAAGAGUAUCUGACACUGUGUGAGGUGGAAGUUUAUGGCGAACCUUCAGCUGGUACGAAUAUUGCCAGGGGUGGAAAAGUGACUCAGUCUACACUGUAUGGGAAAGCUGUGCCUGAAAGGGCCAUUGAUGGAAAUCGUGCUAGCAACUGGGGACAAGGAUCCUGUACCCACACACAGAAGAAUCUCAAACCAUGGUGGAGACUGGACCUCCAGAAGUCGUAUAAAAUCCACACUGUCACCAUCACCAAUAGAAAGGAUUGUUGCCAAAAUAGGAUUAAUGGAGCUGAGAUCCGCAUUGGAAAUUCUCUCAGCGACAACGGCAACGCAAAUCCCAGAUGCACUGUGAUCUCAUCUAUCCCAGCUGGUAACACCAAAACAUUUCAGUGUAACGGAAUGGUAGGCCGUUAUGUGAACAUUGUGAUUCCAGGAAGAAAAGAGUAUCUGACACUGUGUGAGGUGGAAGUUUAUGGCGAACCUUCAGCUGGUACGAAUAUUGCCAGAGGUGGAAAAGUGACUCAGUCUACACUGUAUGGGAAAGCUGUGCCUGAAAGGGCCAUUGAUGGAAAUCGUGCUAGCAACUGGGGACAGGCAUCCUGUUCCGCCACAAUGAAUAAUCCCAAACCAUGGUGGAGACUGGACCUCUUGAGGUCGUAUAAAAUCAACACUAUCACAAUCACCAACAGAAGAGAUUGUUGCCCCAAUAGAAUCAAUGGUGCUGAGAUCCGCAUUGGAAAUUCUCUCAGCGACAACGGCAACGCAAAUCCCAGAUGCACUGUGAUCUCAUCUAUCCCAGCUGGUAACACCAAAACAUUUCAGUGUAACGGAAUGGUAGGCCGUUAUGUGAACAUUGUGAUUCCAGGAAGAAAAGAGUAUCUGACACUGUGUGAGGUGGAAGUUUAUGGCGAACCUUCAGCUGGUACGAAUAUUGCCAGGGGUGGAAAAGUGACUCAGUCUACACUGUAUGGGAAAGCUGUGCCUGAAAGGGCCAUUGAUGGAAAUCGUGCUAGCAACUGGGGACAAGGAUCCUGUACCCACACACAGAAGAAUCUCAAACCAUGGUGGAGACUGGACCUCCAGAAGUCGUAUAAAAUCCACACUGUCACCAUCACCAAUAGAAAGGAUUGUUGCCAAAAUAGGAUUAAUGGAGCUGAGAUCCGCAUUGGAAAUUCUCUCAGCGACAACGGCAACGCAAAUCCCAGAUGCACUGUGAUCUCAUCUAUCCCAGCUGGUAACACCAAAACAUUUCAGUGUAACGGAAUGGUAGGCCGUUAUGUGAACAUUGUGAUUCCAGGAAGAAAAGAGUAUCUGACACUGUGUGAGGUGGAAGUUUAUGGCGAACCUUCAGCUGGUACGAAUAUUGCCAGAGGUGGAAAAGUGACUCAGUCUACACUGUAUGGGAAAGCUGUGCCUGAAAGGGCCAUUGAUGGAAAUCGUGCUAGCAACUGGGGACAGGCAUCCUGUUCCGCCACAAUGAAUAAUCCCAAACCAUGGUGGAGACUGGACCUCCUGAAGUCGUAUAAAAUCAACACUAUCACAAUCACCAACAGAAGAGAUUGUUGCCCCAAUAGAAUCAAUGGUGCUGAGAUCCGCAUUGGAAAUUCUCUCAGCGACAACGGCAACGCAAAUCCCAGAUGCACUGUGAUCUCAUCUAUCCCAGCUGGUAACACCAAAACAUUUCAGUGUAACGGAAUGGUAGGCCGUUAUGUGAACAUUGUGAUUCCAGGAAGAAAAGAGUAUCUGACACUGUGUGAGGUGGAAGUUUAUGGCGAACCUUCAGCUGGUACGAAUAUUGCCAGGGGUGGAAAAGUGACUCAGUCUACACUGUAUGGGAAAGCUGUGCCUGAAAGGGCCAUUGAUGGAAAUCGUGCUAGCAACUGGGGACAAGGAUCCUGUACCCACACACAGAAGAAUCUCAAACCAUGGUGGAGACUGGACCUCCAGAAGUCGUAUAAAAUCCACACUGUCACCAUCACCAAUAGAAAGGAUUGUUGCCAAAAUAGGAUUAAUGGAGCUGAGAUCCGCAUUGGAAAUUCUCUCAGCGACAACGGCAACGCAAAUCCCAGAUGCACUGUGAUCUCAUCUAUCCCAGCUGGUAACACCAAAACAUUUCAGUGUAACGGAAUGGUAGGCCGUUAUGUGAACAUUGUGAUUCCAGGAAGAAAAGAGUAUCUGACACUGUGUGAGGUGGAAGUUUAUGGCGAACCUUCAGCUGGUACGAAUAUUGCCAGAGGUGGAAAAGUGACUCAGUCUACACUGUAUGGGAAAGCUGUGCCUGAAAGGGCCAUUGAUGGAAAUCGUGCUAGCAACUGGGGACAGGCAUCCUGUUCCGCCACAAUGAAUAAUCCCAAACCAUGGUGGAGACUGGACCUCCUGAAGUCGUAUAAAAUCAACACUAUCACAAUCACCAACAGAAGAGAUUGUUGCCCCAAUAGAAUCAAUGGUGCUGAGAUCCGCAUUGGAAAUUCUCUCAGCGACAACGGCAACGCAAAUCCCAGAUGCACUGUGAUCUCAUCUAUCCCAGCUGGUAACACCAAAACAUUUCAGUGUAACGGAAUGGUAGGCCGUUAUGUGAACAUUGUGAUUCCAGGAAGAAAAGAGUAUCUGACACUGUGUGAGGUGGAAGUUUAUGGCGAACCUUCAGCUGGUACGAAUAUUGCCAGGGGUGGAAAAGUGACUCAGUCUACACUGUAUGGGAAAGCUGUGCCUGAAAGGGCCAUUGAUGGAAAUCGUGCUAGCAACUGGGGACAAGGAUCCUGUACCCACACACAGAAGAAUCUCAAACCAUGGUGGAGACUGGACCUCCAGAAGUCGUAUAAAAUCCACACUGUCACCAUCACCAAUAGAAAGGAUUGUUGCCAAAAUAGGAUUAAUGGAGCUGAGAUCCGCAUUGGAAAUUCUCUCAGCGACAACGGCAACGCAAAUCCCAGAUGCACUGUGAUCUCAUCUAUCCCAGCUGGUAACACCAAAACAUUUCAGUGUAACGGAAUGGUAGGCCGUUAUGUGAACAUUGUGAUUCCAGGAAGAAAAGAGUAUCUGACACUGUGUGAGGUGGAAGUUUAUGGCGAACCUUCAGCUGGUACGAAUAUUGCCAGAGGUGGAAAAGUGACUCAGUCUACACUGUAUGGGAAAGCUGUGCCUGAAAGGGCCAUUGAUGGAAAUCGUGCUAGCAACUGGGGACAGGCAUCCUGUUCCGCCACAAUGAAUAAUCCCAAGCCAUGGUGGAGACUGGACCUCCUGAGGUCGUAUAAAAUCAACACUAUCACAAUCACCAACAGAAGAGAUUGUUGCCCCAAUAGAAUCAAUGGUGCUGAGAUCCGCAUUGGAAAUUCUCUCAGCGACAACGGCAACGCAAAUCCCAGAUGCACUGUGAUCUCAUCUAUCCCAGCUGGUAACACCAAAACAUUUCAGUGUAACGGAAUGGUAGGCCGUUAUGUGAACAUUGUGAUUCCAGGAAGAAAAGAGUAUCUGACACUGUGUGAGGUGGAAGUUUAUGGCGAACCUUCAGCUGGUACGAAUAUUGCCAGGGGUGGAAAAGUGACUCAGUCUACACUGUAUGGGAAAGCUGUGCCUGAAAGGGCCAUUGAUGGAAAUCGUGCUAGCAACUGGGGACAAGGAUCCUGUACCCACACACAGAAGAAUCUCAAACCAUGGUGGAGACUGGACCUCCAGAAGUCGUAUAAAAUCCACACUGUCACCAUCACCAAUAGAAAGGAUUGUUGCCAAAAUAGGAUUAAUGGAGCUGAGAUCCGCAUUGGAAAUUCUCUCAGCGACAACGGCAACGCAAAUCCCAGAUGCACUGUGAUCUCAUCUAUCCCAGCUGGUAACACCAAAACAUUUCAGUGUAACGGAAUGGUAGGCCGUUAUGUGAACAUUGUGAUUCCAGGAAGAAAAGAGUAUCUGACACUGUGUGAGGUGGAAGUUUAUGGCGAACCUUCAGCUGGUACGAAUAUUGCCAGAGGUGGAAAAGUGACUCAGUCUACACUGUAUGGGAAAGCUGUGCCUGAAAGGGCCAUUGAUGGAAAUCGUGCUAGCAACUGGGGACAGGCAUCCUGUUCCGCCACAAUGAAUAAUCCCAAGCCAUGGUGGAGACUGGACCUCCUGAGGUCGUAUAAAAUCAACACUAUCACAAUCACCAACAGAAGAGAUUGUUGCCCCAAUAGAAUCAAUGGUGCUGAGAUCCGCAUUGGAAAUUCUCUCAGCGACAACGGCAACGCAAAUCCCAGAUGCACUGUGAUCUCAUCUAUCCCAGCUGGUAACACCAAAACAUUUCAGUGUAACGGAAUGGUAGGCCGUUAUGUGAACAUUGUGAUUCCAGGAAGAAAAGAGUAUCUGACACUGUGUGAGGUGGAAGUUUAUGGCGAACCUUCAGCUGGUACGAAUAUUGCCAGGGGUGGAAAAGUGACUCAGUCUACACUGUAUGGGAAAGCUGUGCCUGAAAGGGCCAUUGAUGGAAAUCGUGCUAGCAACUGGGGACAAGGAUCCUGUACCCACACACAGAAGAAUCUCAAACCAUGGUGGAGACUGGACCUCCAGAAGUCGUAUAAAAUCCACACUGUCACCAUCACCAAUAGAAAGGAUUGUUGCCAAAAUAGGAUUAAUGGAGCUGAGAUCCGCAUUGGAAAUUCUCUCAGCGACAACGGCAACGCAAAUCCCAGAUGCACUGUGAUCUCAUCUAUCCCAGCUGGUAACACCAAAACAUUUCAGUGUAACGGAAUGGUAGGCCGUUAUGUGAACAUUGUGAUUCCAGGAAGAAAAGAGUAUCUGACACUGUGUGAGGUGGAAGUUUAUGGCGAACCUUCAGCUGGUACGAAUAUUGCCAGGGGUGGAAAAGUGACUCAGUCUACACUGUAUGGGAAAGCUGUGCCUGAAAGGGCCAUUGAUGGAAAUCGUGCUAGCAACUGGGGACAAGGAUCCUGUACCCACACACAGAAGAAUCUCAAACCAUGGUGGAGACUGGACCUCCAGAAGUCGUAUAAAAUCCACACUGUCACCAUCACCAAUAGAAAGGAUUGUUGCCAAAAUAGGAUUAAUGGAGCUGAGAUCCGCAUUGGAAAUUCUCUCAGCGACAACGGCAACGCAAAUCCCAGAUGCACUGUGAUCUCAUCUAUCCCAGCUGGUAACACCAAAACAUUUCAGUGUAACGGAAUGGUAGGCCGUUAUGUGAACAUUGUGAUUCCAGGAAGAAAAGAGUAUCUGACACUGUGUGAGGUGGAAGUUUAUGGCGAACCUUCAGCUGGUACGAAUAUUGCCAGGGGUGGAAAAGUGACUCAGUCUACACUGUAUGGGAAAGCUGUGCCUGAAAGGGCCAUUGAUGGAAAUCGUGCUAGCAACUGGGGACAAGGAUCCUGUACCCACACACAGAAGAAUCUCAAACCAUGGUGGAGACUGGACCUCCAGAAGUCGUAUAAAAUCCACACUGUCACCAUCACCAAUAGAAAGGAUUGUUGCCAAAAUAGGAUUAAUGGAGCUGAGAUCCGCAUUGGAAAUUCUCUCAGCGACAACGGCAACGCAAAUCCCAGAUGCACUGUGAUCUCAUCUAUCCCAGCUGGUAACACCAAAACAUUUCAGUGUAACGGAAUGGUAGGCCGUUAUGUGAACAUUGUGAUUCCAGGAAGAAAAGAGUAUCUGACACUGUGUGAGGUGGAAGUUUAUGGCGAACCUUCAGCUGGUACGAAUAUUGCCAGGGGUGGAAAAGUGACUCAGUCUACACUGUAUGGGAAAGCUGUGCCUGAAAGGGCCAUUGAUGGAAAUCGUGCUAGCAACUGGGGACAAGGAUCCUGUACCCACACACAGAAGAAUCUCAAACCAUGGUGGAGACUGGACCUCCAGAAGUCGUAUAAAAUCCACACUGUCACCAUCACCAAUAGAAAGGAUUGUUGCCAAAAUAGGAUUAAUGGAGCUGAGAUCCGCAUUGGAAAUUCUCUCAGCGACAACGGCAACGCAAAUCCCAGAUGCACUGUGAUCUCAUCUAUCCCAGCUGGUAACACCAAAACAUUUCAGUGUAACGGAAUGGUAGGCCGUUAUGUGAACAUUGUGAUUCCAGGAAGAAAAGAGUAUCUGACACUGUGUGAGGUGGAAGUUUAUGGCGAACCUUCAGCUGGUACGAAUAUUGCCAGGGGUGGAAAAGUGACUCAGUCUACACUGUAUGGGAAAGCUGUGCCUGAAAGGGCCAUUGAUGGAAAUCGUGCUAGCAACUGGGGACAAGGAUCCUGUACCCACACACAGAAGAAUCUCAAACCAUGGUGGAGACUGGACCUCCAGAAGUCGUAUAAAAUCCACACUGUCACCAUCACCAAUAGAAAGGAUUGUUGCCAAAAUAGGAUUAAUGGAGCUGAGAUCCGCAUUGGAAAUUCUCUCAGCGACAACGGCAACGCAAAUCCCAGAUGCACUGUGAUCUCAUCUAUCCCAGCUGGUAACACCAAAACAUUUCAGUGUAACGGAAUGGUAGGCCGUUAUGUGAACAUUGUGAUUCCAGGAAGAAAAGAGUAUCUGACACUGUGUGAGGUGGAAGUUUAUGGCGAACCUUCAGCUGGUACGAAUAUUGCCAGAGGUGGAAAAGUGACUCAGUCUACACUGUAUGGGAAAGCUGUGCCUGAAAGGGCCAUUGAUGGAAAUCGUGCUAGCAACUGGGGACAAGGAUCCUGUACCCACACACAGAAGAAUCUCAAACCAUGGUGGAGACUGGACCUCCAGAAGUUGUAUAAAAUCAACACUGUCACCAUCACCAAUAGAAAGGAUUGUUGCCAAAAUAGGAUUAAUGGAGCUGAGAUCCGCAUUGGAAAUUCUCUCAGUGACAACGGCAACGCAAAUCCCAGAUGCACUGUGAUCUCAUCUAUCCCAGCUGGUACCUCCAAAACAUUUCAGUGUAAUGGAAUGGUAGGCCGUUACGUUAACAUUGUGAUUCCAGGAAGAAAAGAAUAUCUGACACUGUGUGAGGUGGAAGUUUAUGGGGAAGAGUCAGAGUAUGUCCCUCUGCGUAGUCCUCAGAAGUCCAAUACCAUUAUGCCAGCCCCAUUGGUUGGCACCUAUGACAACUGCAUUGAGAGGAGGUUUUGCAAGAGUAACCUUGUGUGCUCCAGCGCCUGGCCAGAAGCCAUGCGUAUGUCCUGCCUCCUGAGAGGUGCAAUAGCUCAAGCCAGUUCCUGGGUAAUCAUGAUGGACCUGGCUCUCCCUGCUGACUGGACAGCUCACUUUGUGAGGUGGAGCCAGUGGUCAUUGAUGAAACAGAUCUCUUGCCACAACUCAGUCAUUGUUAAGUGGUAA
Molecule: messenger RNA, 8958 nt
Organism: Scomber scombrus (Atlantic mackerel)
Lineage: Eukaryota; Metazoa; Chordata; Actinopteri; Scombriformes; Scombridae
Exons: 42
Coding region: 1-8958 (2985 amino acids)
Source: RefSeq, a predicted model, not a curated record